UUGAUGGCAGGUUAGUUUAGUGUUCAUAGGACUGUGGGACAGACACGAGGCAGCACUCAGUGUUCUGCGUAUCCUGAUGGGAGCGGCGUCUCCUAUAGGCACAGUGGUUGGCAGGGGAUGUUGUUCCAGGAACAUACAUCAUAUUGUUGGCAGGGAAUUUUUCGAAUGUAGAACUAGUCUCUUCGAACGUUGGCAGGGAUUUCUCAAGUGGGAAUUAGUCUCAUUUGACGGUUUAUUGAGUUAAAGGAUAACUCUGGAUUUAUGUGAAACAAGGAAACAAGGUACCCGGAAUAUAUAUAAGGAAAAGGAAUACAUAUGAAAAAAGGAAAAAACAGUGAGGGAAACGCAUACAUCUGAAUGCAGAUGUUGGUUUCUAACUCACUAGGAUUGUCUGUGGAGUGAAUUGUUUAUAGAACAUAACUGUACAGUUAAAACUUGGAAAGUGACAUUGAUUACUGCAGUCUAUUAAGUUCGUAAAUGGUGUUGCCCAUAUUAGAUAUUUUACACGUGUUAUAAGAAUAUUGUGCUAGUGGAAAAUCUGAUUGUGCUGGCUUAAUUGAUUCUCAACAUAACAGUACUAAUACAAUUACUUCCUGCUAUUUAAUUGCUGCUAUUUCUACCUCACUGUUUGCUGCUUGAAUAUAUAUAUAUAGAGUUCAUUGUCGAUUUCAUUACACAUUAUGGGUAACGGCGUGGGAAAGGAUCUGGAUGGUGAGCCAGAGACCAGACCCACACCGUUACAUUUUGUAUCAGGCACCUGUGGGAUUAGUGUAACUGAUCCGUUUUGGGUAAAUAUCUGUGACCGCAGUCAGCAACUGUGUAUUACGCAGAUCAGCGAUGUAGGUCCUCGCAAUGAAGGGGACUGGGAGGAGGUUAAAAAAAUGGUGGGGCUUCACCCGAAAUAUAACUAUCCCGUCGGUGCCUGGGAUGAAGAUUAUAUGAAAACAUGUUUUAAGAAAUGGGAGAAGGCAUUAAAAGAGUACAGAAAGAGAUUUCCACCAACCCAUCACAUAUACUUAAAACAGGAUAGGGGGACAAUGAGUAAAAGGGAAGAAGUUCCAUGGUCAGAAAUUCUGCCCUCCUUGCCAGAAAAUCCACCGGCAUAUGACGUGACGGUAUUAGAACCACAAAAGGCAACACUCCCAGCUGUCUCUACAGAGGACAUGUUACAAGACCCUUAUGAUAAGGUCCCCUGUCCAAAACAAGCAACCGCACCAGAAUUAUUAUUAUUUUCUGGUGAGAAUCAAAGGAGAACCGGACUGUACCCGGAUUUGGGGGAUAGAGAUUCCCUUUUGAGUACUGCAGUUAUAGUGGCAGCAGCACUUAUGGAACAAGCAGAUGUGACUCCACAAGUCAAACAGGCUCAGGAAAAAAGAAAUGAAUAUAGAGAGAGCAUGGACAUUUAUGUACAUGAUCUGAUUCAACUGAGGGAUAAACUUAAGACAGACAUAGUCUACAUUAAACAACUUCCCCUUCAUGAUGUCUUUCCCGUCAUAUAUAAUCACGAGGACCCAGAUGAUACUGACCUUCCUAGUGAGCAACAGAUGGAUGAAUUAAAGGGCAUUUUGGGAGGGGAGUGUGGCAGAACCAGAGCUGUGACUAACAAAAAAAAACAGCUGCUGACCGAGAUAGAAAAACUAAGACAGGAGUACUGGAGGGUGAAGAAGGACUGGGAAACCAGAAGCUAUAAGUGUGAUAAAAGUGAAAGGACACUCUGCAAAAGGAGAUUAUCAAGCUAUGGGAAACAACCUAGCAGACAGAGCAGCAAAAAUGGCAGCCAAGAGAGACACGAGAAGGGAAAAUAAGUUAUUAUUCAUGACAGACUUUGAAAGUGAAAACUGGGUGUCAGUAGUAUAUCAACUUCAGAAACAGUCUACCAGUGAGGACAUCAAGUACUGGAAAUCUCAGGGACUGCAGACGACAGGUACAGGUAUGUGGACAAAAGAUCGGAUAUUGGGGGUUCCUACUGCAUCAGCACCGCUCCUAAUAUCUUAUCUUCAUGGUCCUGGACAUUUAGGAAAACAGUACAUAUCAGAACAUUACAAGUCACUGUUCUGUACACACCAAUUGCAGGGAUUGAUAGACGAUCUGGUCGACUCAUGCAUGACUUGUGCACAGAAUAAUGUUCAAGGAAAAGCACACGGAAGACAUGGGAAUCUACCACCCCCUACAGGCCCUCUGCAAGAUUUGCAGAUGGAUUAUACACACAUGCCAAAGCAACCCGGGAAUAUAAGAUAUCUGCUUGUAAUAGUCUGUAGGUUCUCCGGAUGGUGUGUAGCCAUACCUACUUCAGGAGAAACAGCUGGUGUGACAGCUAGGGCAUUGAUAAAUCAAUGGAUUUCACUGUAUGGACUCCCUCGGGUAAUUCAUUCAGAUCAGGGACCUGCUUUCCAGUCCAAACUAAUACAAGAACUGACGAAGAUUCUGGGUUUCCAGUGGAAGCUCAAUAUAGCCUACCACCCUCAAAGUGCAGGAGUAGUAGAAAGAAUGAACAGAACCAUUAAGGAUAGGUUAAAAAAGGCUACUUCAGGAACAUUGAAAGAUUGGCUGAAAUUUCUACCCGCCAUU
Molecule: messenger RNA, 2568 nt
Organism: Bufo bufo (common toad)
Lineage: Eukaryota; Metazoa; Chordata; Amphibia; Anura; Bufonidae
Exons: 2
Coding region: 681-1805 (374 amino acids)
Source: RefSeq, a predicted model, not a curated record